Messenger RNA from Gorilla gorilla gorilla (western lowland gorilla), 1820 nucleotides. RefSeq names its product acyl-CoA dehydrogenase long chain (gene ACADL). The record is from RefSeq and is a predicted model, not a curated record. Bases 268 to 1560 code for a protein of 430 amino acids. Gene Ontology annotation, biological process: long-chain fatty acid catabolic process; carnitine metabolic process, CoA-linked; fatty acid beta-oxidation using acyl-CoA dehydrogenase. Gene Ontology annotation, cellular component: cytoplasm; mitochondrion. Lineage: Eukaryota; Metazoa; Chordata; Mammalia; Primates; Hominidae. The transcript is spliced from 11 exons. Gene Ontology annotation, molecular function: long-chain fatty acyl-CoA dehydrogenase activity; flavin adenine dinucleotide binding.
UGCUUCGAUAAACAAGAAAGAAUGCUGCAAGCAAAGGCAGCAGUUUCGCUGUAAAAUCCUAUUGCUGACAGCCAAGACGGGCGUAUUCCCUCGCGACCAGCCUGUGGCGUCGUUGGGGCUCCGGAAGGGCGCGCGCGAGCGCUUUUUUGGGAGGACACCACAGGUGGACGCCUCAGCUGAUCGUCCUCCCUCCCGGGGACCCUGCCCCGAGUCGCCGAGUAGCCGCAGAGUCGCCUCCGUCGCCCGGCCGCCCCUAGUGUUUCGGACAUGGCCGCGCGCCUUCUCCGAGGGUCCCUACGCGUCCUGGGCGGCCACUGUGCGCCGCGCCAGCUGCCCGCCGCGCGAUGUUCUCAUUCUGGAGGGGAAGAACGUCUAGAAACUCCUUCUGCUAAAAAAUUAACAGAUAUAGGAAUUCGAAGAAUCUUUUCUCCAGAGCAUGACAUCUUCCGGAAAAGUGUAAGGAAGUUUUUCCAAGAAGAAGUGAUUCCUCAUCAUUCAGAAUGGGAGAAAGCUGGAGAAGUAAGUAGGGAGGUUUGGGAAAAAGCUGGAAAACAAGGGCUGCUUGGUGUCAAUAUUGCAGAGCAUCUUGGUGGAAUUGGAGGGGAUCUGUACUCCGCAGCUAUUGUCUGGGAGGAGCAAGCUUAUUCAAAUUGUUCAGGCCCAGGUUUUAGUAUUCAUUCAGGUAUUGUCAUGUCCUAUAUUACAAACCAUGGCUCAGAAGAACAGAUUAAGCACUUUAUUCCCCAGAUGACUGCAGGCAAAUGUAUUGGUGCAAUAGCAAUGACAGAGUCUGGAGCUGGAAGUGACUUACAGGGAAUAAAAACAAAUGCUAAAAAGGAUGGAAGUGACUGGAUUCUCAAUGGAAGCAAGGUGUUCAUCAGUAAUGGGUCAUUAAGUGAUGUUGUGAUUGUAGUUGCGGUCACAAAUCAUGAAGCUCCCUCCCCUGCCCAUGGUAUUAGCCUUUUUCUGGUGGAAAAUGGAAUGAAAGGAUUUAUCAAGGGACGAAAGCUACAUAAAAUGGGAUUAAAAGCCCAGGAUACCGCAGAACUAUUCUUUGAAGAUGUACGGUUGCCAGCUAGUGCCCUACUUGGAGAAGAGAAUAAAGGCUUCUAUUACAUCAUGAAAGAGCUUCCACGGGAAAGGCUGUUAAUUGCUGAUGUGGCAAUUUCAGCUAGUGAAUUCAUGUUUGAAGAAACCAGGAACUAUGUUAAACAAAGAAAAGCUUUUGGCAAAACAGUUGCUCACCUACAGACAGUGCAACAUAAAUUAGCAGAAUUAAAAACACAUAUAUGUGUAACCCGAGCAUUUGUGGACAACUGUCUCCAGCUGCAUGAAGCGAAACGUUUGGACUCCGCCACUGCUUGCAUGGCGAAAUACUGGGCAUCUGAGUUACAAAAUAGUGUAGCUUACGACUGUGUACAGCUCCAUGGAGGUUGGGGAUACAUGUGGGAGUACCCAAUUGCAAAAGCUUAUGUGGAUGCCAGAGUUCAGCCAAUCUAUGGUGGUACAAAUGAAAUAAUGAAGGAGCUGAUUGCAAGAGAGAUUGUCUUUGACAAGUAGACAUCUGCCCACAUCCUGGAAUCCUAUCCUAUUACAGCUAAUCUCAUUUUAAAUCUGCUCAAGAUAAAAUGUAACUUGGAAAGCGAGGAAACACUAAACAUGUUUUUACCUGCUCUCUCUAUAGAGAAGGAAAUAAAAUAUAAAUAUAAGAUUAACACAGUGGAAGGAUAAAUCUUUGAAGCCAAAAUUCUAGUUUUCCAAUAUAAGGUUUAACUUACAGUUUUUUAUGUAGCCAAAGGUAAACGGUUUUCUGAAUCUUG